Necator americanus (New World hookworm) is the source of this 528-nucleotide messenger RNA. RefSeq lists its product as uncharacterized. The record is from RefSeq and is a predicted model, not a curated record. The transcript has a single exon. The coding region runs from base 1 to 528 and encodes 175 amino acids. NCBI's taxonomy places the organism in Eukaryota, Metazoa, Nematoda, Chromadorea, Rhabditida, Ancylostomatidae.
AUGGGACCUGAACAACAACCCGAUGUGCAUGGAAAAUGGUUCUAUCCAAGCGGUCUGGGACGUCGCAUUCGAUUCCGACCACAGCCCAGUUCUUCUCAGCUUUAUGCUACGGUUCCAGAAAAGGUAUCGGGGAGAUCAACAUCAGCCGAAGCUCGACUUGGCAAGUCCGAAAAACGAGGAAUGCAGAAAAAAGUUCCGCCAGUGCCAAUCAAUGUCGGAUUAAGGACCAGGAAGAGAGUGAACGACGCUUACUCUUUCACCAAAUGGAUUCAGGACGUUGCAAAAAAAAAACGAUCCCGCUUUCAGCACCGAGGAAAAAACUUCGCAUUUGCAUAUGCGGAGACAAUAUCCACGUACAAUUCUAUAUGUGUUGCCCACACUACUGGUGACUUCAACCAGGAGAAGCGUCUGAGAGGGAGGAUGCGUCUUCAGCUGAAACGUGAUCGUGAGAAGGAAUGGACGUCAAAAGUGAAGGAGUUUGAGAAGGCGGGGAGGACAAGAACCCGAGAAAAGCCUAUACUCUGCUAA